Pichia membranifaciens NRRL Y-2026 is the source of this 1206-nucleotide messenger RNA. RefSeq lists its product as hypothetical. The record is from RefSeq and is a predicted model, not a curated record. NCBI's taxonomy places the organism in Eukaryota, Fungi, Ascomycota, Pichiomycetes, Pichiales, Pichiaceae. The coding region runs from base 1 to 1206 and encodes 401 amino acids. The transcript has a single exon. Gene Ontology annotation, molecular function: tRNA-specific adenosine-37 deaminase activity; RNA binding. Gene Ontology annotation, biological process: tRNA wobble adenosine to inosine editing.
AUGAAUGACAGAGCCAUUGCUCAAAAUGUCUCCGAGUUGGUUUUAGGGACAUAUGCAUUGCCUUAUAAAAAGUUGGCUAAGCAUUUAACAGAUAAGCAAAUCAAGCAGUUGAUUAAUGCUAGGCCAAACAACGAUGAGUUUUCGGUACUAUCCGGUAUAGUUUAUUGGCACGGAGAGGAACUAAGUAGUAUGAAACUAGCUUGCUUAACUACGGGUGUCAAAUGUGUGCCCGAUAUAAAAUUGCAAAACUCUUGCGGAAAGCUUGUUCAUGAUUUGCAUGCCGAAGUUUUGUCGAUACGUUCAUUUUCAUGGUAUAUUAUGGAGGAAAUUGAAAAGCUUGAGAACCAAGAAGCCAGUGAUUUGGUUGAGUUUGAUAAUCUGGGGAAGUAUAGACUAAAAAGUGACAUCAGAAUUGCCCUUUAUAUUAGCGAGGUUCCAUGUGGAGAUUGUAGCUUAGAAGAACUCUCGCAACUGGAUCCAGUGCCAUGGAAGGAAGGUCCAGAGAGCUCUAAUGCGCUCAGAGGAAGAUCAUCUUAUACACAAGUGGGAAAGGUGAGGACAAAACCUGGAAGAAUGGAUUCACCUAUCUCUUUAAGUAAAAGCUGCGGCGACAAACUGACUACUGUCAGCAUGAAGGGCUUACUCAAAGGCAUUGUGGCUGAUCUCAUAAACAAUAGCCAUGUUCUGCUAGACUAUAUUAUCUUACCGGCAGAAAAAGCCCAAAAGAACAGUGCUAGCUUGGAAAGAUGUUUCAAUGAAAGAAUUGAUUUUACAGCGGUGGAGUUCUAUCACAGAUUCAAAAUUUUGAACUGUUCGGAUGACAUCGUUGCAAAAUACAACAAAUUGUUGGAAGCAAACAAGUCAGGGACAUUAGGGAUCGACAGAGAGAAGAAAAAAAGGGCAUGUGACUUAUCUCUUGUGUGCAUUCCGGAGUCAAAAGUCAUCGAGGUUAUCAAUGAUGGGGUGAAAAACGGAAAUAGUAUCAAAACAGUUUUAAAAAACGGAAGAGGUUAUAGCAUCUUGUGUCGGUACUCCAUGUUUCAAAAACGUAUCCAAUUGGACAAAUCGUGCAACACUUACAAGUCCUAUCUUGAUUGGAAGAAAAGGGCCAGCAAUGCAGAAUACACAGAAAAAGUCUUGAGAGCCAAAAAAAGUCUCGGAACUUGGGGUGACUCCACGUUCGAUGACUUUACACUUGGGGUAUAA